Messenger RNA from Monascus purpureus, 1870 nucleotides. Lineage: Eukaryota; Fungi; Ascomycota; Eurotiomycetes; Eurotiales; Aspergillaceae. The record is from the annotation of a GenBank genome assembly.
UUCUUGCCUUACUUAUAUAUUCGACACUCCUCAGUCAGAUCCGUGUUCUCAGCCGGGCAUUCUUGUGGUCUCGCAGCUUGUCCAUGUAGUUCGUUGCGCUCUGCUACCUCCCAUCACUGCUGGGGCUCUUCUGCAACCCCUCACCGGCCCGCCUGAUAACCAGCAGAUCAAUAUGACAACGUCUAAAGCUUCUACACAGGCCCAGGUGUUUCCUGGGAAGGGCUUGGGCUUUAUAAGCAUGUCUAUUCGUUGCUUUUGUUUAUUCUACCAGAGUAUGACUGACUGUGAAUAGCACUCGGUGCUUCACUGCAUAAUGUCCUCACUCGCAUUAAAUCGCAUCCCCAAGCCUACCCCGCGAUAGAUAUCGCAUACUCCCCGACGGAGCCUUUGCAGAGCCAGGUGAUCUUGCAGCUGCCGUCGAAUGGUAUCCGUCUUCGAUUUGACGGCCCCGAUCAGAGGCUACGAUUAAUCGAAGUUUUGGAUUUUUCCAAAACUGCUCUUGUAUACAAGAACCAGGAAGUGAUGAAGUCAAAGCCCCAUGAGCACACUACACAGCCAGGCCCUACCUUCCGCCAAGUCUACAACCGGCUGUUUGGUCCAUCAUAUCCAGGAGAAUACAUACCUCCUGCUUCCCACUCUCCAUAUGGGACAUAUGUGUUGUCGUACCCUGGCAUCGCCUUUUCGUUCCCGUUACAGGAUACUGCUUGGACUGAUCAAUGUGACUUUGUAGCACUUUUAUCCUCCUCUGCAGCCUUACCGGCCACGAGCAUGGCAAUCUUUCACGGUAGUUCAUGGCCAGAAGCCCGGCAUAAACUCUUCACACAACAGCCGCAGUAUCCGCGCUCCCCAGCACUUAUCGGGAAGAACAGGGAAUCUGUUCCCGACGAGGUUGAGGAAUUCAGAAUAUUCGGUGGUGGUAAGAUGGAAGUUAUUCGAAGAUCAUCAUCCCCCUCGCGUAUUAUUCUUUCCGAAACAACACCACAGGAUCUGGUUGCAGAUUUCGGGCCACCUGAUGCUAUCUACCGGAAGAAUGACCGGAGGAUAUCAAUACACCGCGUGAUGGGUGAUAUAACAGAUCCUCUUCACAUAGGCACGCCUCCUGGUAGAGGAAUUGAUAUUCCCGAAACCGACCACUCGUCAAGUAACAGCGUUACUGAUGACUCGGACGACGAGGCUCUACAAGCCAAUGCAUUAGAUUCUUCGUCACUCCCAACAGAGUGCUUUUUUAAUUAUUUUCAUCACGGCUUCGAUGCAUUCAUCUCGUACCCGACCACACCAGGUCCUGCUUUUCCCAAGUCGGGAAUGUCUAGUCCGCGGAGUCCCCCUCUGUCAUCCCAGCUGACCGUGACAAAGAUUAUUUUGCAUGGGAAUGUACCAGGGUCCUAUCCGUUUAACCGCCAUCGGCGUAGCCGUUGGACGAUCCAAUUCAGCCCCUCUGGCAGUCUCCUGUCGUCGGAAACACCUUAUCAGGAAAUAUCAGCGAAGCUUCAAGAGAUAUGGAAAGGAUCGUAUGCUAACGCUGCAGAGGAACGAUCCUCGCAACGACCGAUGGUGUUGAACCGGGGCUGGGGUGAGAGUCCAGAAAGCAGCGUGGAGUUCCUCGGGGGCUGGGAAGAAAGCGCAGGUGGCAGACAGAGAACUGGAACUGAUGAUCACGAUGCAAGCCAGGGAUUGGGUAAUACGGAGUUAUUUGGGUUUCCUGGGCUUCUAUUUGAAGUGAUGAAGAAUGGCGCCGUCAGCUGCUUAACGGUAUAUUGAACAAGGCAUGGGACAAAGUGGAGUUUGGGCUGCCGAAUUUUACAACUAUCCAUUUUGUGUAUUCUAUUUAGAUAUCUAAGACAGAUUCAUAUUUUAUGCUGGUAUUUACGAC